Messenger RNA from Penicilliopsis zonata CBS 506.65, 3591 nucleotides. RefSeq lists its product as hypothetical. Gene Ontology annotation, molecular function: phosphatidylinositol deacylase activity. Gene Ontology annotation, cellular component: endoplasmic reticulum. Bases 1 to 3591 code for a protein of 1196 amino acids. Gene Ontology annotation, biological process: GPI anchor metabolic process; endoplasmic reticulum to Golgi vesicle-mediated transport. NCBI's taxonomy places the organism in Eukaryota, Fungi, Ascomycota, Eurotiomycetes, Eurotiales, Aspergillaceae. The transcript has 5 exons. The record is from RefSeq and is a predicted model, not a curated record.
AUGCACAGACGCUUGUCUGGCUCGCCUGUCGAGGACACUGAAGCCUCCUUCGUGGCAGCAGACAGCCAUGGCAACACCGCCAAUAACAGUACCAACAACAGCAGCAGCAGCAAUACGGUCGGGAAUACCAACGGCAGCAAUAACAAUAACAGCAAUACAACCGCCAACUCGGAUCCGCCGGUAGCACGCACAGGUACCAGUAUUGACCUCCGCAGAGACAACGGCGCUUCGACGCCCCGUUCGCGCAAUUCCAGCACGUGGAGGGCUCCCUCGGCGCACGCGGCCAGCGACUCCAGAUCAUCGUCGUCGGCGACGGCGGUGGCAGCAGCUUCUGCUGCCAUGAUGCCCCUGGCUCAUAAUCAUCACCACCACCACCACCGUCUGGCCAUCGAGCCGUCGCCGGACCGUCAUCGAUUGCGACUGUCUCGGCUACGAAGUCCCUGGAUCUGUUCCAUUCUGGCCGCGCUUACAACCCUGGUCACCGUCGGCUUCCUCCUGUCCGUCCUUCGCUCCUUUAACGGCCGCAAUGUCGGUGAUGCGGGUUGUGGCAUCCCGGUGAUGAGUCCGACCUUCAUCCGGAUGCGCGGCUUCGAUACGGAACAUACGCGUUUUGCAAGCAAAUACAACCUCUUCUUGUAUCGCGAGGAGGGCGUGGACCCGUACACGCAGGAGAACAUUGGGCUCAAUGGCGCCCCGGUGCUUUUCCUCCCCGGAAAUGCUGGCAGCUAUCGACAGGUACGAUCAUUGGCCGCCGAGGCCUCGAGACAUUAUUACGAUGUCGUCCGCUACGACCAGGACCGCCGGAAGACCGGUACCCGCAGUUUGGAUUUCUUCAUGAUCGACUUCAACGAGGACAUGGCCGCCUUCCACGGUCAGACGCUGCUGGACCAGGCUGAGUACGUCAACGAGGCCAUCGCCUAUAUCCUCUCGCUCUACCACGACCCCCGUCGAUCACGCCGUGACACAAGCCUCCCCGACCCCAGUUCUGUCAUCUUGAUCGGCCAUUCGAUGGGUGGUAUUGUCGCCCGCGCAUCCUUGACCAUGUCCAACUACCAGGCCAACUCGGUCAACACUAUCAUCACCAUGUCCGCGCCGCACGCCAAACCCCCCGUCUCCUUCGACUCAGACGUCGUCCAGACAUACAAGCAGAUCAACGACUACUGGCGUGAAGCCUACUCGCAGACUUGGGCCAACGACAACCCGCUAUGGCAUGUCACUCUCAUCUCCAUUGCUGGCGGUUCCCGCGACACCGUGGUUCCAUCUGAUUAUGCAAACAUUGCCUCCCUCGUUCCGAACACCCAUGGCUUCACCGUGUUCACUUCUACCAUCCCGGAUGUGUGGAUCGGUAUGGACCACCUCUCCAUCACCUGGUGCGACCAGUUCCGUAAAGCCAUCAUCAAGUCCUUGUUCGAUAUCGUGGACGUCCGCCGACCUAGCCAGACCAAGCCGCGCGCUGAACGGAUGCGCAUCCUCAAGAAAUGGUAUCUGACCGGGUUGGAAUCCGUGGCCGAGAGAAGUCUGUCACAGAAAGAACCCACUACUCUCCUCACUUUGGAAGACAACUCAAACACCAUCCUCUCGCAAGGCGAACGGCUCGUUUUCCGGGAACUUGGCCGCCGUCCAAAUCCCGACGUGUACUUGAUGCCCAUUCCGCCCCAGGGUGUGUCCGGAAAAAAGUUCACCUUGUUGACUGACCAGUCGCUGGAUGAUGCUGAUAAUGGCAAUCUGGACGUGCUCUUUUGCAGCGUGUCCCCCCCUCACAACAGCAACAACAACAACAAUAAUAAUAACAAUAACAAUAACAAUAACAAUAACAAUAACAAAUUCGGUUCGGUGUUCUCUCUGAAUAUGGAUCUGACUGGAGGCAACAACAACGCGGGUUCCACGCGCCUGGCCUGCAAGACGGCCGCUGAUGACCGUAUUCACCUGCCGGCCUCGACCCGGACGUCCAAACAUCCGUUCGAACAUGUGCAGCCGUUCUCCUACCUCCAGUAUGACCUGGAGGAUCUGGCGGAACACCAAUUUGUGGCGGUGGUCGACCGGGCAACUGCCCCAACCAAGGGUUGGAUGAUUGCCGAGUUCUCUGACAGUUCGGAUUCGGUGAUCCGCGCCCGGGUCGGCCUGGGCGGUCUACUCAGUGCCGGAGUCAAGAUGCGGCUGCCCGCGAACCGCCCGAUGCUGACCGAAGUCAAAAUCCCCGCGCUGCACUCGAGUCUCCUGGACUACAAGCUCAAGGUGGUCAUGCGCAAUGCCGGCAAGCAGCAGGAGCCUUCGCUGUUCGCACCGCUGCUACGACAGUCGAUCCCGGAACCCCACGAAUCCAAGUUUUUUGUCAAUGUCAACGAAGUGAACGUCAAUCUGCAUGGCAUAGCGCCCUUCAUGCCCCCGCCGCUCCGUGACCAGGCGGCAAUGGGAGGCGUUUCAUUCCAACUGUGGACCGACCCCAGCAGCGGCUCCGCGGUCGACAUCGAGCUAACUGUCGACAUCACGGCCAGUCUCGGCGAACUCGUCAUGCGAUACCGCACCAUCUUCGCCGCCUUCCCGCUGCUGGUGGUGGCACUCGUCCUGCGCAAGCAGUUCCAGGUGUAUGACGAAACGGGGUAUUUUAUCACCUUCGGAGAAGGCCUGGACAGCGCGCUGCGCUCAUCCCUCCCCUUGUUGCUUCUUGCCAUGUCCCUGUUUGCGUCCUCGCUGGCCACCUCGACCACUCUCCCCGCGAGCGAUGACCCAUUCCACUGGCACGCAAACGCCACCGAGACCCCUGUCGACUUUACCAAGAACGAUCUCCUCCUGGGCUCCCAAGAUGCAUUCUUCUGGUUUUUGGUGCCGGUCUUUGGGCUGAUCAGCGUCGGGGUCUGCGUCAUUCUCAACUACGUCGCCCUGUUUCUGCUCUUCGUUCUUUCAUCCCUGUAUGGCUUUCUGCGGAGCAGAUCGGGUUAUAUCCGGCGCGAUGACAGGGGGAACCUGCCUAUAUUCUCCUCUUCAACCCCUAAACGACGGAUGAUCAACACGGCAAUCCUGCUUGUCCUUGUCUCAACUGCCAUUCCCUACCAGUUUGCCUACAUGGUCGCGUGUAUUGUGCAAUUGACGACCUGUAUGCGCGCCCAGUGGCACACCAGAGAAACGCGCUCUACCGCUCACUUCAACUUUUCGAAUUACGCCCACUCGAUCCUCAUCCUGAUGCUCUGGGUUUUGCCCAUCAAUGUCCUUGUCCUCCUCGUCUGGGCACACAACCUGGUUGUCCACUGGUUCACGCCGUUUUCGUCCCAUCAUAACGUCCUCUCGAUCAUGCCUUUUAUCCUUCUAGUCGAGACCAUGACGAGCGGCACCAUGAUUCCCCGAGUGACCACUAGGUUCAAACACGUCACUUCGAUCCUCUGUUUCUUGAUUGCCGUCUACUCUGCCGUCUAUGGCGUCUCGUACGCCUACCUCCUACACCACCUAGCCAACAUCUUCGCCGCGUGGCUGGUGGGCAUCUACUUCUUUAGUAGCGGGAUAUCUCUACGCCGGCUCUGGCACAUGUUCGAGGGUGACGAGACAUCGCCUUCGUUCUCUGAUCUAGGAGGCAGCCACGUGAAGAAGAAACCCUAA